Colletotrichum navitas is the source of this 1282-nucleotide messenger RNA. RefSeq lists its product as uncharacterized. The transcript has a single exon. Bases 279 to 1157 code for a protein of 292 amino acids. The record is from RefSeq and is a predicted model, not a curated record. NCBI's taxonomy places the organism in Eukaryota, Fungi, Ascomycota, Sordariomycetes, Glomerellales, Glomerellaceae.
CUUCCCAUACUCUCUCUCUCUCUCUCUCACACUCUCACCCUUGUAUGUCUCCUAAUCGGCCAAUUCGUAUCCCACUCGCCGCCCACCCGCUCGUCCAGCACACACCUACUCUCUCGGCUAGCAUGUACCCGCCAUCAUCGUCCGCCGCCCGCUGUGGUGGUGGGAAAAGGCAGAGGGGAUGAGCAUGAGGCGUGGACGCCUGCCUCUCCCAUCAUCGGCUGGUUGGCUCAGAGCUGAGGGAUGUGGGGGAAGCGACCAGAAAAAAAGACGGGUGCGCAAUGAAUCGCCUCGUGGCUUGGCAGCAACGCACAGCAACGCAAAAGGCGUGGCUGCCAAGAUUUACUUCCUUGACCAAGGUCAACGUCGGCGAGUGUGCACCACUACACUACCUAAGUAAGGUAGACUAUACCGGGGAAUUUCCCGCCUGCCCUGCGUGGAGACUGACCCUCUCUUCCUCUGCUGAUGCUGAGCCCUUUGCCAAAGUCAAAGUCUUGGCUCUCCAUUUUGCCAGAAAAGAAUGCACACCCGCUCACCUUAUUCUCCUGCCCAGCCUUGGCCGGCAACAACGGCGCAUUGGCAAAAGCCCCAGAGCCCGCGCCCUUUCUCUCCAUCCUUCUCGUCUCUCUUGUCAUCGGUAUCCUUUCCCGCUCCCCGGAAUUCUUCCUCAGCUUCCUUGGCCCCCAUGUUCAUUCUCCUCUAUAAGGAAACGGCAUCCCUCCACACCCCAGCAGCAGCACCAACACCACUACCACCACCACCACCGACGAGCCGCAACUCUCGCCUGGCUGACCGUUACUGACAGCUCUGCCCCCGUACACUACUCCGUCACCCUACAGCAGCUUGCCUGCUUGCUUGCUGUUUCGCCAUCGUUGCACCCGCCUGUGGAAAGGCUCGUUACAUCUUUCCCAUGUGGUAACAAGGGUCUCUCACCACCACCAAUACUACCUACCAGACACGCCGAUCCACUCUCUGCCGCGGGAAACGACCGAAUGCCUUUUCCUCCAACCCAUUCUUCCACAUUAAUCCUAAUAUCGACGAACUUUUGCCAUUUCUGUCCAGCUCCAGCUUCUGUACCGUCAGGCCGGGUCGACGGAUUGCCUCGCCUUGUCCACUUACGGAGCUGGUCGCCUCACCCGAUGAACUACUACCCUUGGUAACCAGCACUUGACGUUAAACCAUUGUUGUACCUUUGGCCAUUUCUCGAUCCUCCGCCAGCCUACGCUCGGCAUCAUCCCCGUGCUGUCACCAUGCAUUAUCCGCAGCCGUUUCUCGCUCUGUUGUC